AUGAACGCCGCUGUAGUCCUGGUCUUCUUCUCCGUCAUGGCUGCGACACAAGCAAGCCUGUUGAAAGGGGCAUUGAUCCUUUACUGUUUUAACCAUUCAGAAUUAAAUGUGAAUUUUAGAUUACUUUUCUCAUUUUUUUUUUUUUUUUACUCCUUAGGGAGACCGACCGAGUGCCAAGUACUCAGGGUGGAAAGUUGGAAGUACAAGUCCGCCGAGAAGAAUGUGGAGGGGGCCGCAUUGUUCAUUGACAUGACCGUUGAAGAUCGGCAGUCCGAGGCCAGUUGCGAUCUGGAUAAAUCCUUCGGCUUCUACAAUCAGAACUCCACAGUGUGGGUGGAUCAUGGUUGCCGUGCUGACUUCAAUAUCUGUUAUGUCAAAGGCACCACCAGCACCACAAGGGUAAACCUGAGCAGCUGGAAGUACAAGUACGCCACCAAGAUUCUCCCCUCCGCCACCUACAUCUACUCCAUGCAAGUGGCCAAGCAACAGUCCGUGGCCCCCUGCACUCUCGGAACCACUUAUGGUUUUGUGGCCAAUACCAUGUGGGUCAGCGAUGGCUGCAGAGCAAACUUCAGCAUCAGACAUUAUUCCCAUUAAGUUUUCUUAAAGCUAUCGAAUGUUCCACUGAAACGAUU
Aplysia californica (California sea hare) is the source of this 635-nucleotide messenger RNA. Its product is annotated as lectin ADEL-like. NCBI's taxonomy places the organism in Eukaryota, Metazoa, Mollusca, Gastropoda, Aplysiida, Aplysiidae. Bases 1 to 597 code for a protein of 198 amino acids. The record is from RefSeq and is a predicted model, not a curated record. The transcript is spliced from 3 exons.